UAGAAGGUGCAUCGUCAACAUUUUUUUUAGAAAAAAAGGUUUUCAUAAAUCAGCAAUUAAAAAUUCAUUUCUUCACUGUAUUUUACUUGUCCUUCAAAUUAAUCACCAAUUGUUUAUAAUAAAGACACAAUUUGUUUCAGCCUGAAGUAGAUACAUAUAUUCUUGAGUUCAGGAUCCUAAAUGAAUGGAGAAGUGAAGCUGCUGGCCACAUGGGCUAGUCCUUUCAGUCACAGAAUGAAACUAGCCCUGAAGCUAGAAGGAAUACAAUACGAGUACAUAGACAAGAGCCUCUUGCUUCUCAGGUCUAAUCCAGUUCAUAAGAAAAUUCCAGUUCUGUUACACAACGGGAAACCCAUUGCAGAAUCACUUGUGAUUCUUGAAUACAUCGAUGAGACCUCAAAUAAUCCUUUCUUGCCUAAAGAACCCCGCCACCGAGCCAUAGCACGUUUCUGGGCUGCAUUUGUAGACCAAAAGAUCUUGCAGACAGCUCUGAAGGGUAGUGCAGCCACAGGAGAGGAGAAAGAGCAUAUCAUGGAAGAAAUUGGUGAACAACAGAGGCUGCUAGAGAACCAGCUCAAAGAAAAUGAUUUCUUUGGAGGUGAAGGUGUUGGAUACCUAGAUAUUGUGGCGUUUUCUGUAUUAUAUUUCUUUCAAAUACGUCAUGAAGUUAUGCGAAUAGAGUUGAUCAGUGAAGAGAAAUUUCCAGUUGUAUGGAAAUGGAUGGGAAAGCUGAGUGAGAUAGAUGGAAUCAAAGAAACCCUUUCUCCAAGAGACAAACGUUUUGCUUACACUGUAGAUGCUUCAAAAUAGGGAUGUUAGGCGUGCGGGUUUUUAUGGGUAUCCGAUCCGUCCAAAUCCUAUUAUGACGGAUUUGGGUUUUUACAAAAUGGAUUUGGGCGGAUUCGAAUUUAAAAACUUUUACCCGUUUCAAAUUCGGGUAGGGUUCGAAAUUAGAUAAUCGGAUACCCGUUAUCCGAAUCCGAUUACCUAUAUUAACAAACUAACCCUAAUUUCCUUUUUCA
Molecule: messenger RNA, 1022 nt
Organism: Manihot esculenta (cassava)
Lineage: Eukaryota; Viridiplantae; Streptophyta; Magnoliopsida; Malpighiales; Euphorbiaceae
Product: glutathione S-transferase U7
Biological process (GO): glutathione metabolic process
Cellular component (GO): cytoplasm
Molecular function (GO): glutathione transferase activity
Source: RefSeq, a predicted model, not a curated record